Lytechinus pictus (painted urchin) is the source of this 5812-nucleotide messenger RNA. RefSeq lists its product as uncharacterized. NCBI's taxonomy places the organism in Eukaryota, Metazoa, Echinodermata, Echinoidea, Temnopleuroida, Toxopneustidae. Bases 228 to 3659 code for a protein of 1143 amino acids. The record is from RefSeq and is a predicted model, not a curated record. The transcript is spliced from 4 exons.
GACUGUUUGCUCUAAAGAAGUUUAAGAAAGGAGAAUUUCUUCUGGAAUAUAAAGGAGAGCUUUUGACUGAGAAGCAGGCUGAACAAAGGGAAUACAACAACCAGCACUGCUAUCAAUAUUUCUUCAGUUCAAAAGGCAAAACAGUCUGCAUAGAUGCCAUCCAUGAUACUAGUUUGGCACGGCUGGUCAAUGACUCCCCAUAUACUAGCAGGGCCUGUAAUUCGCAAAUGAAGAAAAUUGCCGGUAGUGGUGAUAACGUCCACAUUUGCCUCUUUGCCAUCAGGGACAUUGACAUUGAUGAAGAAAUAAGGUAUGAUUACCAUGUCAAGGGCCUACCAUGGCGAAAGAAGGGAACAACACAGAGACGAUUAGGUCCAUCUUCCAGUGCUAAUGUUGCAUUAGCAUUGAGUACUACAUCAAAUCGACCUGCCACAGAGAAUGUACCAGACUUGCCAAUCACUGAGAAUGAAGUAGUCGGUGAAACAUCUAUGAGUGUUGAGACAGAACCAGAAGUUAGUCCGUCAGGUCAAGCAUCGAGUACUACGUCAAAUCAACCCGCUACAGAGCAUGUACCAGACUUGCCGAUCACUGAGAAUGAAAUAGUCGGUGAAACAUCUAUGAGUGUUGAGACAGAACCAGAAGUUUGUCCGUCAGGUCAAGCAUCGCGUACUACAUCAAAUCAACCCGCCACAGAGUAUGUACCAGACUUGCCAAUCACUGAGAAUGAAGUAGUCGGUGAAACAUCUGUGAGUGUUGAGACAGAACCAGAAGUUAGUCCGUCAGGUCAAGCAUCGCGUACUACAUCAAAUCAACCCGCUACAGAGUAUGUACCAGACUUGCCGAUCACUGAGAAUGAAAUAGUCGGUGAAACAUCUAUGAGUGUUGAGACAGAACCGGAAGUUAGUCCGUCAGGUCAAGCAUCGCGCACUACGUCAAAUCAACCCGCUACAGAGUAUGUACCAGACUUGCCGAUCACUGAGAAUGAAAUAGUCGGUGAAACAUCUAUGAGUGUUGAGACAGAACCAGAAGUUUGUCCGUCAGGUCAAGCAUCGCGUACUACAUCAAAUCAACAUGCCACAGAGAAUGUACCAGACUUUCCAAUCACUAAGAAUGCAAUAGUCGGUGAAACAUCUAUGAGUGUUGAGAUGGAACCGGAAGUUUGUCAUAGUACAUCAGGUCAAUCUAUUAUUGAGAAUAAUGCAGUACCAGACAGUAUUUAUAGAAGAGAAGUGGACCUUGAUAGUGGAUCAAAUGCUAACUCUUCAGACUUCUAUGAUGAUUCGGAUAAUGAUUCAGACUAUGUGCCAGAGUCUGUUAAUGAUGAAAGUGAUGAGGAGAACAGUCCACUUCCAGUAACAUCCCGGAUGACAAUGCAAUAUCAUGACAAUCAAUCAAAUAACAGCAAUGCUGCACGAGUGCGUGCUGUUUCUCCCAAUUUGACUGUUGGUCAUUCUCCAGUAGGAGAGCAUGCAGUUUCUCCUGAUUUGACUGCUGGUUAUUCUCCAGGAGAUACUGGACAUGCAGCGAUAUUGGUGAUGCGUACUGAAAAUCAAGGCAAGAGAAAGUGGGACAAAGGGGCGUACUGCCCAUUCUGCAAAACCUAUCAGAAGAAACUUCCGAGGCACUUGCAGACAAGAAUACAUGAGGAUGAGGUAGAAGUGAUACGAUUAAAAUCUAUAAAAGAUGAGACAUUGAGGGAUCAAAAACUAACCAAACUCAGGCAUCUUGGCAAUUACUACCACAAUACAGAGGUGAUAAGGAAUCAGAAAGGCACAAUAAUUCCAGUUUACCGGCCCAACUUUGAUGCAAACUAUCAAAAUUAUGUGCCUUGUAGUGUUUGCCUUGGUUUCUUUGCUAAGAGAGAUCUUUGGAAGCAUGGCUGCAAACUGCAGGAGAAUAGAGAUGCAAGGAACAAUGAUAGGGACAGUGGACCUCAGCCGAAAAAGUCAAGAAAGGAACAUGUAAGACCAGGCAAGCUUCUCCUCCCCUCAGUAGGUGUUAGUGAUAAGGCUCACAAAAUCCUCUCUGGACUGAGGGAUGAUGAAGAAGGGGUAGCUCGCUUAGUAAAAUCAGAUGACCUCAUCAAAAAGCUAGCAGAGAAAUUAGCUUUGAAAUUAGGACAUGAUAAAGAUCAAAAUUCAUAUGUGCGAACAAAAUUGAGGGAACUAGGAAGACUCGUGCUGAAUUACAGGGAUCUAACAGGGGAAAAAUGUGCAUGCCUUGCAAAUUUGAUAAAUCCGGUGAAAUUCAGUGAAGUAGUAGCUGCAACUCGACACACCGCCGGAUUUGAUAAGGAGAAUCAUCAAUAUGAAACACCAAGUCUUGCCUUAAAGAUAGGACACUCAUUGAAGAAGGCUGCAGGAAUAUUGCUUGGAGAAGCCAUCAUGAAGGAGGAUGAAAAACUGGAAAAAAGGUGUGCAGCUUUCUUGAAGCUUUGUGACCUCAGAUGGGAAGAAAUGGUAUCGACACAUGCUCAUCGUACACUUAAUGAACAGAAGAGGAACAAUCCCACCUACCUUCCUCUAAUGCAGGAUGUUGUGAAGCUUACAACUUACCUCAAAGAGGAAAUUGAGAGAGGAAAGGUAUUAAUGUCAAAGAACCCUUCAGACGUGGCGGCAUAUAAAGGCCUUGCUGAAGUAACACUGACAUCCAUUUUGGUUUUCAACAGGAAGCGGGCUGGAGAGGUUUCUAAGAUGAAACUGGCCGACUUUGCACACUGCAAAAAGGGAGGAGAAGACCUCAUGACUGAUGGACUGUCAUCAUGGGAGAAAGAAUUAUGCAGAGUUGUGUACCGCAUUGAAAUCAUUGGAAAGAAAGCAAGGACGGUUCCGGUGCUGCUAUCCGAGCAAGUCAAACAAAGUUUGGAUGUUCUAAAGAACUCGAGAGAUCUUGUGGGAGUAGAUCCAGCGAAUGAAUAUAUGUUUCCAUGCAAUUCUGAAGGCCACAUGAGGGGCUGUGAUGCAUUGCGCAAACACGCAAACCUAUGUGGGGCAAGGAAACCAGAAUAUCUUAGAUCUACACGUCUACGCAAACAUAUUGGUACUGUUUCACAAGUCAUGAACCUGAAAGAUCACGAACUUGACAUUUUGGCAAGAUUUAUGGGUCAUGAUAUCAGAGUCCACCGUGAUUACUAUCGUCUGCCAGACCAAACAAUGCAAUUGGCGAAAGUCACAAAGGUACUCCUGCAAAUGGAGAAAGGGGAUGUCACUCACCUUGCAGGAAAGAGCCUUGAUGAGAUAGAUGUCACAGAGGGAGAAGAAAUACAUCUGGAUGAUCUGUCUGAUGCUGAUGAUCCUGAUGAAGAUGUAUCACAGAACAUCCCUAGAGCCCCUGACAUGACUGCUGAUGAUGGAAGUGGACCAACAGGAAGCGAUGGUCAGGAAGGGAUUCCUACAGGAGUGCUGCGAGAAACUCUCAAUCUGAAAGGGUCACAGGGAACCAAGAAGAAGACUUCUGAGAGAAAGGUCUGGACCAAGAAGGAAAAGACGGCCGUUGCAAGCUCACUACGAUAUUUUUUCAUUCAUCAUAAGCUGCCAGGAAAGCGUGAGAUUGAAAAAGCUAUGUCUUCUCAGCCAGUAUUACAGGCAAGGAAUUGGAAGAACAUUAAAGACUUUGUACGUAAUAAUAUAAAGAAGGAUGACCCAUUAAGUUUCUUGUGAAUUGAAGUCAUUUAAUCUCCUGGAAGCUAUGUCCAAUACCAAAAGUAAAUUAUAGAAACGGUUUUUAUUUAUUGUGUUUACCAUUAUUGUUGAUGGUGCAUGAACUACUUGCAAAUCUCUUUUAAACCUUCAAGAGAGGACUGUCUUGUUGCAAGUUGUCACCAAGGUGUCCUAAUUAUCUUUCAUGAACUAGCAUAAUUCACAUUCACAGUAAAGGUUUGUUAAACAGUGCACAAGUGCCUACUCAUCAACCACUAAAUUACAAUUAAAGGCAGUCCUCUCUUGAAGGUUUAAUUAAAGGAGAGUAAAUGUGCAGGUAAUGAGUGCAUCAUCAACAAAAAUGGUAAACACUUUAUAAAGACAUACUACUUUCCCUGUAUAUUAUCCAUGAUAUAUUCAUAAUUAACAUUGUCUGCUAGUACAAUAAAGGUUAUAGAGUGUACAAGUGUUGUGCCUAUAUACUCAUAGACUCGCAACCUUCAACUUUAGACGGUCCUCUCUUGAAGGUUUAAAGAUGAGUACAUGUAAAUAUCCGAUGGUUGAAUGCAUAACCAACAAUAAUGGUAAACACAAGUAUGAAUAAAACAGGUUAUCUAACCUGUCCUGUUUAUUUGCCAUGAACUAGUCAAAAUUCACAUUGACUUUGAGCAUAGCACACAAAAUUCUUAUUACACAUUGAAAAAAAUGUUGUGCCCACUUAUAGACCACCAACAUGCAACUAAAGACAGUCCUCUCUUGAAGGUUUAAAGAUGAGUUGAUCAAGAAAAUUCUAGAGAUGUUUUUUAUUGAUUGUGCAUGUUUACAAUUAUUGUUGAUGGUGCAUAGUUAACUACUUGCAAAUCUCUUUUAAACCUUGAAGUGAGGACUGUCUUGUUGCAGGUUGCCAUCAAGGUGUCCAAAUUUAUUUUCCUUGAACUUGCAUAUUUCACUUUGUCUAUUAUAGCAAAGUAAAUGUUUAACAGUGCACAAGUGGUAUGCCUAUACCCAUAGACUGGCAACCUGCAAGUAAAGACAGUCCUCUCUUGAAGGUUUAAAGAUGAGUUGAUAAGGACAAUGCUAGAGAUGUUUUUUAUCAAUUGGGUUUACCACUAUUGUUGAUGCAUUAACUACUUGCAAAUCUCUUUUAAACCUUCAAGAGAGGACUGUCUUGUUGCAGGUUGCCAUCAAUUGUGUCCAAAUUUAUUUUCCAUGAACUUGCAUAAUUCACUUUGUCUAUUAUAGCAAAGUAAAUGUUUAACAGUGCACAAGUGGUAUGCCUAUACCCAUAGACUGGCAACCUGCAAGUAAAGACAGUCCUCUCUUGAAGGUUUAAAGAUGAGUUGAUAAGGACAAUGCUAGAGAUGUUUUUUAUCAAUUGGGUUUACCACUAUUGUUGAUGCAUUAACUACUUGCAAAUCUCUUUUAAACCUUCAAGAGAGGACUGUCUUGUUGCAGGUUGCCAUCAAUUGUGUCCAAAUUUAUUUUCCUUGAACUUGCAUAAUUCACUUUGUCUAUUAUAGCAAAGUAAAUGUUUAACAGUGCACAAGUGGUAUGCCUAUACCCAUAGACUGGCAACCUGCAAGUAAAGACAGUCCUCUCUUGAAGGUUUAAAGAUGAGUUGAUAAGGACAAUUAAUGCUAGAGAUGUUUUUUAUCAAUUGGGUUUACCACUAUUGUUGAAUAUAUGCAUUAACUACUUUCAAAUCUCUUUUAAACCAUCAAGAGAGGACUUUCUUGUUGCAGGUUGUCACCAGGGCGCCCUACUUAUCCUUCAUUAACUAGCAUAAUUCACAAGUGCCUACUCAGCAACCACUAAACUGCAAUUCAAGGCAGUUCUCUCUUGAUAGUAGGGUCAAAAUACAGCUUAACCCUAAACAAAUGGCAAACCAAAUGUUUUUCAACGGUUUCUAGUAGUAUUUGACCUCAAGAAUAACAUAAUAAAAAUCUAAGUGAAAAAUCCAAAAGCCCGGAAAGCUGUUAUUUUCAAAAUGGCAUCCAAGAUAGCUGCCGGUGCCUAAAAUUAGCUGUAAACACAAGUACAGUGUAUAGAUAAAACAUCUACCGGCAUGUCCUGUUUAUUUGCCAUGAACUAGUCAUAAUUCACAUUGACUUUAUAGGGAGGAAGGAUGGGUCCCCGAGCACCCGAAAGGUAUAUUUUUUUUAAUGCGGAUUUUU